UCAUGAAUCACCCCUACCAGAUUGCGGCUCUGUGCAAUUCUCAGGACUUUGCGCCUGAGGGUCUUCUAUUGGCUGCCUGUGGUGCUAAAAUCAUUUCUGUAAAACUUUCAGAUGGCUCAAUCAUCUCUCAAUGGCCGGAACAAAAGGACAUCAGCUCUGUGACCACUUCAGAUGGUCCUCCAGGCAAGAAACGCAAACUUGAGCCAGAGGCAGCAACUGCUCCAAAUGUCAUCAAAUUGGCACUCUCUGCCGAUAGCAAACAUGUCGUUGCUGUGACGGAUGACAAGUCUGUCAGAGUCCUCGAGGUGACCGAGACUGUAACUCCAGACAACAAAACUAUCUUGUGUGGCGACAAGUUCGGAGAUGUGUAUUCCCUGCCUCUGUUCCCAUCUCCCAGCGUUGACCAAGUCGAAGAGAGUUCCAAAGCAGAGACUCAGGAGGAAGCCGGUCCUAAGAAAUACGUCCCUGCAGCUACUACUUUGACUGUGCAUUCUGGCCGCAACCGAAGGGCACUGGAGAACCAAAUGAAGCAGAAGGAUCUGCAAGCCAAAGCCAAAGAGGGUCCCAAAUUCGAGUGCCAACUCCUCCUUGGACAUGUUUCAAUGUUGACAGAUGUUCAAUUUGCGACUGAGGAGGUCGAUGGCAAAAGCCGUGGCUACAUCAUCACAGCCGACAGAGACGAACACAUCCGAAUCUCUCGUGGUGCUCCCCAAGCACACAUUAUUGAGCGCUUCUGUCUCGGGCACAAGGACUUUAUCAGCAAGAUCUGCUUGCUGCCAGGUACCGAUCUUCUGAUCAGUGGUGGUGGAGACGAUUGGUUGGGUGUGUGGGAUUGGCGAGCUGGCAACCUCAAGGAAAAGCGCGACAUGAGAUCUGCACUCACUGCUCUCUUCUCUUCUCAACACUCAAACACUUCUUUUGGACCUGAAAGCUCAAUCGCGGUGUCUGGACUCUGGGCUGUGCCUUCUGAUACAGACAACAAGGAAUCUACAACCCUAAUCGCUUGUGAGAAGCUGCCAUGUCUUUUGAUAUCAUCAGCCUCUCGCAUGGUUGGUAUGCCUCUACCGGGAGUGCCCUUGGACGUCGUUGUGACCGGAAACACUGUCGUUGUCUCUUUGGAUGUUACAGAGGCAUCGACCCCACGUCUGCAAGCUUACAGGAUGUGCAACACCGAAUCGGAGAUGAACUUAGAGCUCGAUCAGGGCUUCGGUGCGAAGUUGACUGCUGCUAACGAUCUUGUGCUUCCUGCACCAGAGCGGAAGCAGCUUGAUAAUUUGCUGUAUGGAAUCGAGAACUUGAGANAAAGAGGCUCUCCGGAAGAAGCACAAGCAACUGAUGGUGCCACCGAUGAAAUAUUAGAAGAUACCCCCAUGGAGGAG
Messenger RNA from Aureobasidium musti, 1379 nucleotides. The record is from the annotation of a GenBank genome assembly. Lineage: Eukaryota; Fungi; Ascomycota; Dothideomycetes; Dothideales; Saccotheciaceae.